AUGUCUAUCUUUGAUAUCCGAAGCAAUCAUAAAUCAGGAUACGACUCGAUAAUGGAAGUGAUGAAGCUUUCGGGGCGCACCCCCGACUCGAGCGAGUUUUUGCGCGAGGCCAUGCUGUCCCAGAGAUUCGCCGACGUCGCGCUCUGCUGCUCCGGUGGGCAAAGGUUCAUGGCUCAUCGGCUCGUCCUCUCCGCCGCUAGUCCGUACUUGCAGGACGUGCUGUUGGCGCACAGCAGCUGCCCGAGUAGCAACUGCGAGCCAGUGACGUUGAUCCUGGCGGAGGUGGAGGCCCCGGAGUUGGGGGCCCUGCUCGGCCUCGUGUACACUGGGAGUGCCACCCUGCCCCGUGGCCGGUUCGAGGCUUUCCUGCGGGUGGUUGAGCUCCUCCGGGUUUACCUGCCCGGUUUCUCGCACAGCAGCAGCGACGACGAGGCCCCGGCCGAGGACCUGAGCUGCUGCUGUUGCGGCGACACGGACUGGGGACCAUUGCACGCCAGGAGACAACGGGUGGCCAAUCGCGUCGUCACCGCCUCGCCCUGGAGCCAAAUACUCAGGCCCCACCACUUGCCCAAGCUCCAGCCCAUCGUCCUACAACAGCCGUGCCUCCCUGAGAAGGACAAUGACGCUACCCCUGCUGUCCCGUUACACGAGCAGCCCCUCGGCGAGCCGGUCGACGCGGCCUCGUCCCCAGGGUCCAGGUGCGAGCUCUCGCUGCCCGUGAGUCGACUCUGCGGUAUCGAUUCCCCGGAGACCGUGCCGAUCGUCGUCGAGGAAUCGGGGAAACACGACGGAGCUGCGCUAAUCGUCAACGAUAGGAACAACAACGCCAGCGACGAUAACAACAACAACAACAACAAGCAACAACCGGAGCAGCAUCGGUGCGAGCUGUGCCCAAAGUCCUUCGUCACAAAGGCUUCGCUCAAGGUGCACCAGCGCACGCACUCGGGCGAAAAGCCAUUCCGUUGCACGGAGUGCGGCAAGGAGUUCUCGCAGUUGCGGAAUUACAAGUACCACAAGUCCGUGCACGAGGGUACGCGCGAGUUCGCGGCGAAUUGCCCGGAGUGCGGCAAGUCGUUCAACGAUCGGGGCUACUUGAGCUCCCACAUGAAGAUCCACCGGAACCGCAAGGAGUACGCCUGCGCCGAGUGCGGCAAGAGCUUCAACCAACGGGUGGCGUACAACAUGCACGCGCGCAUCCACACGGGCGUCAAGCCCCACCAGUGCGACCAGUGCGGCAAAGCCUUUUCCCGGAAGAUGCUGCUCAAGCAACACCUGCGCACCCACUCGGGCGAGAGGCCCUACGAGUGCCAAGUGUGCCACAAGGCCUUCGCCGACCGGUCCAACAUGACCCUCCACACGCGCCUACACUCGGGCCUCAAGCCUUACCAGUGCACCCUAUGCUCGAAAGCCUUCACCAAGAAGCACCACCUCAAGACGCACAUCAAUUACCACACUGGGACCAAACCCUACGCCUGUCCCUCCUGUCGGCUCAGCUUCUCCCAGAGCAGCAACAUGCGCACCCACUACAAAAAAUGCGUCCUGGUCCAACAACGCCGCGCCAACGACAAUGCCCACGGCAAGUCUAUGGACUGCGUCGAGCAACAGCUCACGCCCCCCAACUCGGACCAGGAGUCCGGCAGUCUCGUCGUUCACUGA
Copidosoma floridanum is the source of this 1656-nucleotide messenger RNA. RefSeq lists its product as uncharacterized. Gene Ontology annotation, molecular function: DNA-binding transcription activator activity, RNA polymerase II-specific; protein binding; RNA polymerase II cis-regulatory region sequence-specific DNA binding. Gene Ontology annotation, biological process: regulation of transcription by RNA polymerase II. The record is from RefSeq and is a predicted model, not a curated record. NCBI's taxonomy places the organism in Eukaryota, Metazoa, Arthropoda, Insecta, Hymenoptera, Encyrtidae. Gene Ontology annotation, cellular component: nucleus.